AACGAUAAAGUAACGUAACUCGGAGUACUUUUAAGUUUUUUCUUUACUUGUGAAUGAUCAAAUGUUAUCACGUGCGCAAUUAAAACUCCGCGGUCUCUAUAAUGUAUUUGGUAUUCUUAAGAGUUUUCAUCACAGUUAUUCAAUUGACGCUGAGUCUUGCAUUACAAAAUGGUAAACACAAUUUGGCGGAGUGGAUAGUUCGACUCAAAGACUCGAUCCAGAAAGACAAAGUAAUGAUAGAUGAAAACCUGGAAACGAUAGGUAACCAAUUGGAACGGACAGACUUGUGUAACGAUGCUUUGGCUAAUUUGAGGAUGUAUAAAACUCUCCUGGAAAACGAGCUGCUUAACCUCACAGCCGCUGUGAUGCAAAUGUCAACGGAAGAGGAGAGGUUGAGGAUUUCAUUGCGAGAAGAACGGAGAACAGUGAAAAAUCUAACUGGACAUGUAGAUGAGUAUUUGAGUGCAAAAAAUAAUUACAGUAACGAGCUGAACCAUUUAAAGGAGGAGAAUAAGAAGCUUGAAAUGCAGCUGGAAAAUCAAACGGCUGAAAUGAGUUUUCAGAAAAUCGUAGACGUACACUCUGGUAUGAAUGUGAUAGAGCUUGUAUUUCGUGAGCUCUUCGGAGAGAAGGAGAGGAUCAAUCAGUGGAGCAAAUUUUUUAAGACAGUGCAAGCGAUAGUUCAUCAGAAGAAUGCAAACACAGCAGCUAAUGAGACAUCCGAAAAACUGAAAAAAACUUUGAAAUCCCCCCCUGAAAGAAUUUUGAAGGACCUAGAAACCUAUUUUCACUCUCCGGAAGAGUUCGGACAAACUGUCGAACAACUUCAUAAACAACUGUCCGAUGAUAUCCAGUCUCACCGUCUAGGCAAACCCUUCGCCGAUGAAAAACUGCCAAAAUUAAUACGUGUAUCACUCCAGAUAAUACUCGAUGCGUUUCUGCAAGACUAACAGAUUAGUAGAAAUUAUUUGAAUACAAAUUAAUCUUAAAGGCUCUUUAUUUUCAGUCGUUGAAAUAUAAGUCAUUAUUGUUUAAGCUAGACAACCAUUACUAACUUAACUUCAACCCCAAAUUAAUCACACUUAUCUGAAGAGAGAAUUCCAAUGAGAAACCUUCUUCAGGAACGAAAGCUUUUCCCUUGUCAUCCGAGGGCUGGAGCGUUAAUCGUUUAACUAGCUACAGAAGCCUCCUCAGCCACAGCCGUGUAAAAUUUCAUAGGUGUCUUAAUUUUAAAAUAAUUUCAUUAAAUUUUCUGACGCCAAA
Molecule: messenger RNA, 1263 nt
Organism: Bemisia tabaci
Lineage: Eukaryota; Metazoa; Arthropoda; Insecta; Hemiptera; Aleyrodidae
Source: RefSeq, a predicted model, not a curated record